UGGUGAUGGUGGUGGUAGUGGUAGUGGUAGUGGUAGUGGUAGUGGUGUCUGCUACUUAUCUACACCAGAGCAACGUUGAUAGUAGCGAUGGUAGUGGUAGUUGUAGUGGUGGCAAUGGCGAUGAGGGCGAUGGUGGUAGUAAGCGUAGUGGUGGUGGUGGUGGUGGUGGUGGUGUGGUAGUGCGGUUUUAUCGUGCAUCCCUCUCGGACGUAGACGUCGCCCGUCGAUCGAUUUUGGAGAGAGAAUGACGUAUAUCUCGAGAAACGAUUUAGGAUUCUCCAUACGACAUUCCUCUUCGCACUGGGACCACUGUGAAUUAUUACGGCAAGUCGAAUAGAGAGGAGGGCUCACAUGGCUUCGACACACUCGAGAAUGGAAAGAGCAAGAGACAGCGGCACUAGCAGCAUCAGCACCACUAGCAACAGCAGUACCACAGAUAUACGUAGGUCGUACAUACGUAUGUACGUAUAUCUACGUACACAGACAAACGGACAGACAGACAGAUAGAUAGACAGACAGACAGACAGACAGA
Messenger RNA from Vespula vulgaris, 532 nucleotides. RefSeq names its product aspartate, glycine, lysine and serine-rich protein-like. The coding region runs from base 6 to 248 and encodes 80 amino acids. NCBI's taxonomy places the organism in Eukaryota, Metazoa, Arthropoda, Insecta, Hymenoptera, Vespidae. The transcript has 2 exons. The record is from RefSeq and is a predicted model, not a curated record.